This is a messenger RNA of Diatraea saccharalis (sugarcane borer), 369 nucleotides long. The record is from the annotation of a GenBank genome assembly. Lineage: Eukaryota; Metazoa; Arthropoda; Insecta; Lepidoptera; Crambidae.
AUGGCUUCAAACGAAAACAGUGUAUCCACUAAAGAAUUCUUGGACAUCGAAAAGACUUGUGAUGCAUACAAAGAUAGCGAUGAAGAAAUUAAAAUGAUACUUUCAGAAAUAAAUAAACUAUCCGGAAACAACAAUAACUGUAACAUGAUAGAAGAUGAUAUGGAUGAUGUUGGAUUGAUCUUAAAAAGAGCGGAAGAUAUAGCUUUAGAGACAGAAAAUUUAUUGCAAAAAAGUCCUAUAGCAUCAGUUUUAAACAACGACUCUGCAACUCCUGCUAUUCCUCAGAUUAAAGUUAGUAAACCAAGUCAAAUUAUAGAACAUGUUGAGGAAUCCUCUGUCCUGCAAAUUAAGGUGUGUAAGAAAACUUGA